UGCAUUGACAGUGGGCAUCCCUCCUUACUCAUUCACACAGUGUGAGUGGGUCAUACAGGACCUGGCUGCAACAUGAGCACGCCGGUCCAUGCUGAGUUCCAGCCGCUCGGUGGUGCGCCCGGUGCGUGGCUUUGCUCACUUUUAACACGCUCCUCUCGCUCCCGCCAUGCGCCUUCCACGGGAACGAUGCGGUGAGCCCACGGUGAUGGAAGUGACCGUACUUUUGCGCGGGGCUGCGGGAUGCGGCUCCACCUGAAGCGGCGUAUGGAGAACCCAGCGAAGUAUCUCUCAUCGGUGCAGGGGACCAACUCCGCGCCGGCGCCGCUCGGAGAGACGAUGUGGAACGGCACCGAAUCGGAGGCGACGGAUGACGGCGGGAGGGACGUGGUGCUGCGCGCCGUGACGGGAUGUCUGCUCUUCCUCCUCAUCCUGUGGACGCUGCUGGGGAACAUUCUGGUGUGCUCCGCGGUGCUGCGCACCCGCCACCUACGGACCAAAGUCACCAACAUCUUCAUAGUGUCCCUGGCGCUGUCUGAUCUGUUCGUGGCCGUGCUGGUGAUGCCGUGGAAGGCUGUGGCGGAGGUGGCUGGAUACUGGCCGUUUGGCACUUUUUGUAACGUCUGGGUGGCUUUUGACAUUAUGUGCUCCACUGCCUCCAUCCUCAACCUCUGCAUCAUAAGUGUGGACAGAUACUGGGCCAUCUCCAGUCCCUUUCGAUAUGAGAGGAAAAUGACCCAGAGAGUUGCAUUUGUCAUGAUUAGCAUCACUUGGACUCUGUCAGUGCUCAUUUCAUUCAUACCUGUUCAGCUCAACUGGCACAAAGCCAGCGGGGACGACAUAGCCGGGACACACAACUCCUCUGCUGGUCGCCAGACGGAGAACUGUGACUCCAGCCUAAGCAGAGAAUACGCCAUCUCGUCAUCCUUGAUUAGUUUCUACAUCCCCGUGGCAAUAAUGAUUGUGACUUACACCAGAAUAUACCGGAUUGCCCAAAUCCAAAUUAGGAGAAUAGCGUCUCUGGAGAGAGCUGCAGAACACGCGCAAAGUUGCAGGACGAACAGAAUAGAGUGCCAACACCACAACACUUUAAAAACCUCCAUCAAGCGGGAAACCAAAGUGUUCAAAACCCUCUCUGUGAUAAUGGGGGUCUUCGUGUGUUGCUGGUUGCCCUUCUUUGUUCUCAAUUGCAUGGUUCCCUUCUGUGACAAGCCGCCCACAGACCAGGACGCGGGCCUGCCGUGCGUCAGCGAGACCACCUUCGACGUGUUUGUGUGGUUCGGCUGGACCAACUCCUCCCUCAACCCCAUCAUUUAUGCAUUCAACGCCGAGUUUAGGAAAGCCUUUGCCAGCUUAUUGGGUUGUCGCUACUUCUGCUCCAGCACGCCGGUAGAAACCGUUAACAUCAGCAAUGAGCUGGUGUCCUACAACCAAGACACCAUGUUCCACAAGGAGAUCGCCAACGCUUAUGUCAACAUGAUCCCCAACGUGGUGGAAUGUAUUGACUGUGAGGAGACUUUUGACAGGCUCUCGCAGUUUUCUGUCAAUAAUGACGCCACAGACUCUGUGUGUGACUUGGAGGACUGUGAGGCUGUUAUUAGUCUUGAUCGGAUGUCACCAUUCACUCCCAAUGGAUUACAUUAACUCCAGCUCCAUACCCCCCAUCAUGCUUAAUUGGAUGUACUGGUAGUUACGUCAGUCCUUUCACUUCCUGACAACUGAGGUCCACACAAAUAGGGGUACACUGGAGUCAAUUUCCGCUCCUUGAGGCACAAUUAAUGUAAAAGGGAUACUUCUUGGUAACUCUUUGUACCUUUUCCAGGGAGUCCAAGCUGCCACGGGUACACUCCACUCCAGUGACACGCCAUUGUACUCCUAAAGACAAAAUUACAUCCUUUUUUCUGAGUGGACUGAGCAGCACUUACGUCUACGUGACUCAUGGACACUCGGGCAGGGUUCAUGUGUUGACAACCACCAGGCAAUCCUGCUGCCGCUUUGCCUCAUGUGUGACGCAUACUGUUAUUGUUCUGAAAGUGACGUGUAGGUGUUCAUCUCCACGAGUCAAGUCUGUGUUCAUUUGUUCAAAGGUUCGAUGUCGUUGAAACUGGUGUUCUCUUUCUUCAAGGCUUGUUUCAUGUCUGUCGGCAACAGGGAGGGGACAUAUUUGUAAAGAGCGCUUCAAAUUGGAAGAAAGACCAAAAAAAAAAGUCUAGUUGAGUAACAAAUCGGAUGUUUUUUGAUGGACUUUUGAACUCUGUACUCCCUCAGAAUCUUUGUUUCACCCUUUUUACAUAACUCCAAUCCUACUCCGUAAAUACUCACUAAAUACAUCUCAAUCAAUUAGAAUAUUUUUGAAAGCAAAUUUAUUUCAGUAGUUCAAUUCAAAAAAUAAAAUUCUUACCGUGGUCAUUAAUAGGUCGUCUGCGGGCCACACCCGGCCUGUCAAAGCUUAUUAUUUGGCUCGCCAAACAUCACCCAAAUAAUGUACAGUCGUCCGUCGCCACACUGCACUUUGAAUUUCGCUGCUUUGCUCUACCACGGCUUUUUAAAAGAUAUGAAUUUAUCAAUUAUUGCCGUUUCGUGGUUGAUCACAACCUAUAUUUGUCAAAAAUAUAAGCAAAUUGUACCUAUUUUUGGCCUAAAUAAACUAAAAUACAAAUAUAUGACAUUCAUUGGUCUACACUGGUCACUAAGUAUCACUAAUAUUAUAUUAUCCACCGCAAAAAGUUCCGGAACUGAAAAAAAAACCCAUCAACCACAAGUAACUCUCCCAAUGCCAACAUGUGAGUCUAUAAUAUGUCUUAUUUUCUCUGAUUCUGUCUACUAUAUUUGGUAAUACAAGUGUAAAGGUGACUAUAGGGGUGUUAUUCCAUGUCCAGAGAGCUCUUAACGUGUUAAAAACCAUAUUUAGAAGAUCUGAAAUAGUUUUUUUUUAGGCUCUAACUACGAAUAUAUUCCGUUUAUAAAUAAGGAUUCCUACUUUGCGGAAAUUCACUUAUCAUAGUCGGGUCUGGAACCAAUUAACCUCGAUAAACAAGAGAUGACUGUAAACCCUAGGUUCCCAAAGCAGGGUACGACAGUUGGCAUAGCGGGUAUGUGAAUAAAAACGGAAAACAAUUAGCGCCUAACACUGAUAAGUGCGCCUGAAUGCCUCACAGCACAGAGCGGAACGAAGGAAGCUGUUCAUUGAUCUGUGUGUGUUAUGUGAAUAAGUUAGUAAGUUUGAUGAUUAUGUUGUGCAGUAAGACUGUUUAAUCUUGAAGAUUUAAUUUAUAUUGGUGUUCCAACGCCCGCACUGUGAAAAUCUGUCAAUGCAUGUGGUGUCAGGAUGAGGGGGUGGGGAUCCCCGCUAAAACGAGGCUUUAUCGCUGCUUGUAUGUACUUUUAUACUUUGGAUACUGCUUUAUCAUGUUUGUUAAACUUCCCCUUUCAAUUUGGUAUCAAAUUAAUAUGCAGACUCAAAUCACAACAAUUUCAAGUGAACAAAAGUGAAGCUGAAGUUCAACCCAUUCAAACGGAAGAAUCCCAACAUUCGGCUGAAAUAGAAAAUAUGUAGGACCAAAAACCUGACCAUGCAAAAUACACAUUUUUGAACCAGAAUGACUUCGUAUAAAAUUCAUUAACCAAUCAGUCAUCUUCAAUAUUAAUGAAUAUUAAUGAAGAUGAAAAAAGGUUUGUUUUUGCAGCAGUAGGGGGUUUCAAGUGAAACGUCUGAAGGGGUACGCGACUGUGAACAGUUUGGGGACCACUCCUGUAAACCGUUCUUCAGUCUAACCAGAGAAGUGCUGGUUCUUGCAGUACUUCCUCCGCUCCGCAGGGAGCGAGGUGUAAGCGUCACAAUGACGCAGCAGUAGAAGGUUAAACAAAUAUGGUGCUAUGAUAUAAUAUGAGUCUGCUCACACAGAUACAUGCUAAGAAAUACAGUAUAAAUAUAUAUCAAAUUUACUAUAUAUAUAAUUUUUUUGGUCACCCCACGGUGUCUGCGGAAAUGUAAUUGAGUACCCCUGUUCUAUAGAUUCACUACACACUUUUUUAAUGUCUUAAUAAUUUUAAUGAUUAUAAUUUACAGCUAAUAAAAAUGCCAAAUUCAGUAUCUCAUAAAAUGUGAACAUUUAAAAAAAACAACAACAACAACUAAGUUUAAUAUUGUAGACGACUGGUUCACAUUCUAAUCCAAAAAAUGACCUGCAAAAACCUCCUGAGCCUGUAAUUGGUCUCUUUGUCUUAAAGGGAUAGUUUGUAUUUUUUGACAUGAAGUUGUAUGACGUCCCCAUCAGCACUGUAGUCCAAUAACAGCGACUUACCCCCCACUUGGGAUACGCAUAUUGUUUUGAGAAGCCAAACUCUUGACUUAAUUGUCCCCAGCAACUAAGUGGAACUACGUUCUUCAUCACAGAAAUCGGACCACAGCUGGACUUAGGAGACCAAGCGGGGGGGCAAGUCGCUGUUAUUGGACUACAAUGCUGAUGGGGGUGUCAUACAACUUCAUGUCAGAAAAUCUGAACUACCCCUUUAACUGAACUCCUGAAAUCAAAUGCAUUUUGCACAAUAUUCUAAUAAAUUGAGAUGCACUAUGACAACCUUUUGCUGCUUAACAAUGUAUCCAAAACCCACCUUUCAACUGCGUGUGAAAACUGCGGGUAGCCUUACUGAAAGUGCAAAGCAGACAGUUUAAUCCAAUGCAGUCGGUUCAGCGCCUUAUAGCUCAUUUAAAGAAUGAAAUGUGUUGCAUAGAGUUGAUGUUACAUGAUGCCAAAAUGCAGUAUUAAAGUGUUUACCUGUAUCCUGCGCCCCACACGACUCCUGUAGGUCACCGCAGGGACUUUUAUGCUGAUGGGGGAAUAUUAUCCAAUUGCACAAAAUCAACAACAGUUGACUAUGGUGCCACUGAUUCAAAUGAAGAAGUAAAAUCAGUGGUAGCUGUCCUGUCUGCCAUUGACGCCAAAACUAUUGAAUGGUUUUGUUUUAUCAUUCUUAAGACUUGCAUUCAACAGACUUUACUGAAUGACCAAAGAUUUCAAAGCACUAAUCAAUAGGUCAGACUCAAUAAAGUGGCUUGUUUUUCAAUGGACAACAUAUGAGGCCCCUGGGCCAAUGCAACUGGAUGUCACAGAUGUCUGGAUGCAUGACCUCACUUCUCCGUCAUUGUAUUGUACAGGUGACCUGAAUGUAUAUUACUGUCCUUUAAACAGUGAAUGGUGUCCAUUAUUUGCUUAAUAAAAUGCU
Molecule: messenger RNA, 5223 nt
Organism: Dunckerocampus dactyliophorus (ringed pipefish)
Lineage: Eukaryota; Metazoa; Chordata; Actinopteri; Syngnathiformes; Syngnathidae
Gene: drd5a
Product: dopamine receptor D5a
Exons: 1
Coding region: 241-1641 (466 amino acids)
Biological process (GO): adenylate cyclase-activating adrenergic receptor signaling pathway
Cellular component (GO): plasma membrane
Molecular function (GO): G protein-coupled receptor activity; dopamine neurotransmitter receptor activity
Source: RefSeq, a predicted model, not a curated record